AUGCCUACGGCGCUGCGUGCCGCGCUGGUGCAAGCGCUGCACGCGCUCCCACGCGCGACGCCCGGCACAUGGGACGCAUCGACGAUGCUCAAGCUGCGGACGUGCGCGGCGCUCGGCGCGGCACUCGCCCGCACGCGCAGCCGCGGCGCAUCGGACGCGGAUGUGGCGCGCGUCGUCGUCGCGACGUACGUGUACCUGCUCGAUACGCUCGUCGCCGCCGCGCGCGCGCUGCACGAGAGCCAUCUCUACUGGCAAGGCAUCGAGUGCAGCACGACCCGCGCGGGUGUGCUGUGGCUUCAGAACGUGCAGCGUGCCGCGCACGCCAAGUGCGUGCGCCUGCUGCGCGCGCAGGAGAGCAUGGCACGCACGCUCGGCAUGGUCGCGACGGCGUGGCAUGCGCGCGAGCGCGAUGCGCCACUGGCCGCGCAGGCGAAGCGCCUCUGCCAAGAGGCGCAGGACGCCCUGGCGACGGGCGAGGCGGGCGAUGCCGAGCCGGACGCGAGCCUCGUCGAGGAAGCGCGCGCGCUGCUCGACGCCGUCGCGGAGCACGAGGCGAGCGUGUCGCACAUGAUGCGUGCGUGUGGCCCGCCGCGCACGCUGACGCGCGUGUGGCCGCUCGUGCUUGCGUACCCCCUGUUGUCGUGGGCGCUCGUGCGUGGCCUGUAUGUGCACGGCGCGAGCCUGCGGGCGCAGGCUGCGUCGGUGUGCGACGCGGUGCAUGGCCUCGUGGUGCACUGGGUGUACGAGCCGCUGCUGCGCCUGCUGGACACGCUGCGUGCCGGGCGCGCGGAGCGCGCGCAGCUCGUACGUGUGGAAAGUCUCGCGGCGAACGAGCAGAGCCUCGAGCGCAUGGUCGCGUCGCUCGGUCGCGACAAGCUGCGGCUCGACGACGAGGCGCUUGCAGCGCUCCAGGCCCGCACGCGCGCCGGCGACCUGACGUCGGUGAUGCAGCUGUACGAGGCGGCGAUCCGCACGCCGCUGCGCGCGCUGCUGACUGGCACGCUCGUGCGGCCGGUGCUGAUCCAGGUGCAGAAGGCGAAGGUCGACCUCGAGACGGCGCUGAGCGGCAUCGAGUGGGUGCUCCGCUCGCAGGAGCUGCUGAUCGGCGCUAUGGGCGUCGCGCCGGCGCUCGUCCUCGUGUAUGCGCUCGUCGUCGGCGUGCGCCGCGGCGUCGCUGCGCUGCUGGACCGCAGCACGCAGCGUGUGCGCCGUACGCAGCGGUCGCAGGUCGAUGCGUGGGAGGCGCUUCGCCGCAUGGAUGCGCUCUGUGCGGGUGCGGCGCCGGGCCCCGCGCCGUACGGGCGCCUGCUCCUGGAUGUAUGCGCGCUGGGCACAUCGCUCGAGGCGCUGCUGCGCACGGCGUGCCGCGGCGAGCGCGCGAUGGCGCAGCGCCUGUGGCUGGAGGUGCGCGCCGACCUGGCGGAGCUCGAGUGUGCGUCGGCGUCGUGGGCGCAGCGGCACGCGGUCGUCGCGCGCAUGUGGCGCUCGUGGGGCCGCCUCCUGGCGUGGGAAGCGCGUGCGCCUUGGCACCUAUGA
Messenger RNA from Malassezia sympodialis ATCC 42132, 1536 nucleotides. RefSeq lists its product as uncharacterized. Bases 1 to 1536 code for a protein of 511 amino acids. The record is from RefSeq and is a predicted model, not a curated record. Lineage: Eukaryota; Fungi; Basidiomycota; Malasseziomycetes; Malasseziales; Malasseziaceae. Gene Ontology annotation, cellular component: mitochondrial outer membrane. The transcript has 2 exons.